Messenger RNA from Seriola dumerili (greater amberjack), 580 nucleotides. It is a transcript of the gene hint1, whose product is annotated as histidine triad nucleotide binding protein 1. Gene Ontology annotation, biological process: purine ribonucleotide catabolic process. Gene Ontology annotation, cellular component: nucleus; cytoplasm. Lineage: Eukaryota; Metazoa; Chordata; Actinopteri; Carangiformes; Carangidae. Bases 36 to 416 code for a protein of 126 amino acids. The transcript is spliced from 3 exons. Gene Ontology annotation, molecular function: hydrolase activity. The record is from RefSeq and is a predicted model, not a curated record.
CACAACCGGUGUUGUCUCACUUUAUCUGCGCCAACAUGGCUGAUGAAACGGCGAAAGCGCAGACUGCCCGGCCGGGCGGAGACACGAUAUUUGGAAAAAUCGUACGCAAGGAGAUUCCGGCCAACUUAAUCUAUGAGGAUGACAAGUGUGUAGCCUUCCCUGACAUUUCUCCUCAAGCUCCCACACACAUCCUCGUCGUCCCAAAAAAGCCAAUUGUUCAGCUGUCACAAGCAGAGGACGAUGAUGCUGCAUUGUUGGGCCACUUGAUGAUAGUUGCCAAAAAGUGUGCUAAAGACGCGGGUCUGUCUAAAGGCUACAGGGUCGUCGUCAAUGAUGGGCCAGAUGGAGGCCAGUCCGUCUAUCACAUCCACCUCCACGUCCUGGGUGGACGCAGGAUGGAGUGGCCCCCCGGCUAAACCUCCAUCUCCCGGCACAGACCAUCCUGCCAUCAGUGUUCACAUCUGUUGUCUGACAACUCGUACUGUAACCUAUUGUAAACUAAAACAGUUUGUCAUGUGAAACAAGAGCCAAACAAAACCCUGAAAUUCACUAAUGGUAAUAAAAUGCAAUUUCACACCAA